CAACUCUGUUACUUAGCUCUUGUCCUGCUAUGUUUUGUAGACCAGUGAGCCUAGCAGAAAUCGAUUAAAAUAAUACGGAGCAGCCAAUUGCACUCGAUCAAUAUCAAUAGAAGUGACAACUCCAUCUCUGGUCUCCCAGACUCCCACGCCUAUAAUCUCAUUCCCCUCCUUCAAAGCCCUCUGGCGAUCGAGAUUCUUCCCCCUCCGUCUCCAGGUAUACCCAUCGGAGCAGCACAGACAAGAGUUCUCCUGAUAUGGCAAACAAAAGGAUUCAGAAGGAACUCAUGGAUCUGCAAAAGGACCCACCGACAUCAUGCAGUGCAGGGCCAGCUGGAGAGGAUCUAUUCCACUGGCAGGCCACAAUCAUGGGUCCUAGCGACAGCCCCUAUGCAGGAGGGGUUUUCUUUGUUAAUAUCCAUUUUCCUCCUGACUACCCGUUUAAGCCUCCAAAAGUGAACUUCCAAACAAAAGUUUAUCACCCGAACAUCAACUCUAACGGGAGCAUCUGCCUUGAUAUCCUCAAGGAGCAGUGGAGCCCUGCACUGACCAUAUCAAAGGUCCUCCUCUCCAUCAGCUCGCUUCUGACUGACCCCAACCCAGACGACCCCCUCGUCCCCGAGAUCGCCCACAUGUACAAGAACCAGAGGCCGCGCUACGAGGAAACCGCACGGGCCUGGACCCAGAAGUACGCGAUGGGCUAGCUGAUUCUGUCUCGCCGAACAAUACUGUCACUGGCAAGAAGAUCAUCAUCACGAUGUUGUAAGAAUUAAGUUGAACCGGUUUCCCCGUCGUGUGAUGGUAUUAAGACCAAAGUUCUUGUGCGUGUACAGUACUUUUGAAGCUGGAUAGUCUGAAUCCUGUGCCAGAACCAAAGGUCUUCGCUUUGUUCCCUGAAGAGCGUUUGUGACCAUAGAAUCUGCAUGCGUAACCUUGCCAGCCAAGAAAACAGUAGCUGCUUGUAUGAUGUCGAGAUGAUAUAGUUCAGAUGGGUGGAACCGUGCAGAUGAAACAGUCCAGUGGUCUUGCGUUCAAAACAUGUCGUCUGCACCGCAUGGUUCAGAUGGAGCGUUCCUUGUUGCCUGCCGAA
This is a messenger RNA of Zea mays, 1087 nucleotides long. RefSeq lists its product as uncharacterized. The transcript has 3 exons. The record is from RefSeq and is a predicted model, not a curated record. NCBI's taxonomy places the organism in Eukaryota, Viridiplantae, Streptophyta, Magnoliopsida, Poales, Poaceae. The coding region runs from base 255 to 701 and encodes 148 amino acids.